Aethina tumida (small hive beetle) is the source of this 2744-nucleotide messenger RNA. RefSeq lists its product as uncharacterized. The transcript is spliced from 5 exons. NCBI's taxonomy places the organism in Eukaryota, Metazoa, Arthropoda, Insecta, Coleoptera, Nitidulidae. The record is from RefSeq and is a predicted model, not a curated record. Gene Ontology annotation, cellular component: membrane. Bases 110 to 2221 code for a protein of 703 amino acids.
UGUGUGCGUAUCAGUGCGUGGCCGAUCAAAACAACAACAACAACAACAACAAAUGGAUCAGUACCCUGAAGUGAUGUAGUUUCAGUUUGUCGGAGAAUGUGCGAAGAAAAUGGGCACGAGACUCAUUCUCGCCGCGUUCUUCAUACUGUUUGGGGUGUUAGUGGAUGGUGGUAGUAUUUGUGAGGUGGAGGGAUGCGGCUGCUCUAAGAUCGCGGCCAAUUGGCAGAAAGUCAACUGUACCUUCGGACCCAGCCAGGACGUCCAAAUAAAACGGGACAUGCUGCACGCCAACCUGAUGGAAGUGUACAUAAUAAACGGAAACUCGGUGCAGUUCCUGCAAGGCGCCUUCGGUUCCGUUCCCGCAUUAUCCCUGGUCAGCAUCUACGGCGUGAACCUGGUCCAAAUCGACACUAAAUCCUUCCAGAGCAUCAACUCUAGUCAGCUGCUGGUCGAAAUCAAAGACUGUGAUGAAGUUACCGUUAAGACUGGCGCAUUCGACAACAUGCAAGCACUGGUUGAUUUCGAGGUGUACAACUGCAACGCCGUGUCCAUCGGCAAGUCUGCCUUCAAUCGCUUGCUCUCCAGCAAGUUCGAAAACAUAGAGAACCUGGACUUCUCCGAGAACACGUUUGAGCUCCAGAAUCAGGGGUCUAUAGGGAAGCACGGUCCCGUCACCGACAUCACCAUCGAAAACGCGACAAUUAAUGAAAUACCAAAGGAGACGUUCUUUUCCUCGCUGAACGAAGUCAAAAUUCACAACUCACAAAUCCAGAGGAUACACAAGGAGGCGUUCAGGGCGACGACCAUCUCCUCCAUAAGAAUAAGCAACACGUCUAUUGGAACGGUGGAGGCGAGCGCCCUGUUGGGGCGGUCGUUGGUCACCAGUUUUCUGAUUGACAAGUGCACCAUCGAGAGGUUGGAACCCGGGGCGAUUAUGGCUGGAUUUAAUAAUUUCGCCGUACAACACUCGAGAAUUACGGUGAUAGGCAAAAACGCCGUGUCCAGCACAGUCGCCAACGUGGAGAUUGUAGGGAACGAAAUCGCCGACUUCCACGCCGAAGGAUUCAAGUUCGAGAAGUGGAACAAGAUCACGUUCAAGCAGAACAUCAUCAAAAACCUGGAGUCCAGCUUCAUCGACGUGUUGCCCAGCGAGAUUAACAAAAACUUCACCUUCAAGGCCAACGACUUGUACAACGUUGAGGAGAACGCCUUGAGCUUCAUGAGCAAGCUGGACGACACCAUUUUGUAUGUGGAUGACAAUUACUUCAACACCUCUUGUGAUUGUUCCAUGGAUGACUGGUUGAUGAAGGUCACCAACGGUAGCAACCAAAUAGACCGCAUAAAACAAACGAGCUUCUGCAAAGUCAGUGACUACAUGGCCAAGUGUCUAAUUUUAGAAGAGGGCUUGAUCAACAUCACCAACUUCACCAAACUCUCCUGCAACAAGACCAUAAAGUGUGAGCCGUACAAGGGGGAGGUGCGCCUAAUCAACACCACAAGCAAAAUCUUCUUCCCCGACGACUCCAAUCGCAAGACCUGGCUUAUAGUGAUCCUGACCGUCACCGGAGUACUGAUAGCCCUGAUCGUGUGCACGUUCGCCGUGAUGCUGGUACGUGGCGGUAGAUGGCUGAAGCGCAAAGGCUACUUCAGGAACAUCCACUACAACCCGAACGAAACGAGCCACGACGACGAGAACACCAUGGUCACCAUGGACUACAACGAAACCCUGGAAAUGCCGGAUGAACUAACCCUGGACUUCCUCCAGCAGUUGUCGCAGAAGCUGGACGACCCCAGCACCCACCAACAGGCCUCGGAGAUGAUCGAGCGUCUGUACGAGAUGUUCAUCGUGGACGACAACUACGACAACAACCGGCACGAGGACGCCCACCUGUACGAAGAACUGGCCAAUAUGCCCCCGCCUCCGUACCAGGAGGAGGACAAGCCGCAGAACAACAACACGAACGGCGCCAGGAGCAUACUCAACUUGUUGGAGGAGCGGCUCAACUUCGACAACAACGACGAGGACUCAUCAGCUAAGCCCUCCAUGACGUCCGAGUACUCAGAGCCGUCGGACGCAGCCGUUCACCUAUACUCGGAGCUGAAGCAGAACCAAAACACGGGCACGGUGAAGAAGUCCAACCUGGACUUGAGCAACAGGCCCCUGCCCAGCCAGCCCCAGGAGACUUUCAUGGAGGCAGGCCCGUCAAAAAGUAAUCACUAGAUCUCGUUGUUUUCCCCCCUUGUUGUAAAUAGUAAAGGUUUCAGUUUAUUAUUAUUAUUAUUAUUAUUAUUAUAGAAAAAAUGUAUCUAUUUAUGUUGUCUAGAUUUAAAAGAUUAUCUAUGCCGAACUCCUGUAAAUAUUCAUCAAAGAGAAUAUUCGCAUAUCAGACUUGUACAGAUUAUUUUAUAAGGUUUAUUUGUUAUUUUUUUGUUGUUUUACCACUACUUUGAUCCAUCCAAUUUAUAGUGUAAUGCCAUACGAUUUAUCAAUGCAAAUUUUUUGAUAAAGACACUUAAAGUACUCGGUACUUAUCCAUUCACACCAGACAGUUUUACACGCUGAAUUAACUGCAAAUUAACCUGUUAACUGUGAUAGUGUAAAUACGUGGCGGACGAGGUAGACACGAACUUUUUUUUAUUGAAUAUCUCUCGUUUCGUUUUAGUUUAGUCUAAAAGUAAUGUAAUAACUGUAUAUUUUGCAAUAAUUGUAUUUUAUAUUGAUCAAUAAAAGUACUUGUAGCAAA